AGCACAGUAGAAGCACUGGUGUACUACAAAAUCCAGUCAAGCAAACAAUAUUUAAUCGGAAGCAAUAUUAGUUACAAACACUAGAAUGUAUUCAGAAGUUUGGAAACCAUACAUACCCCAGAAUCCCGCUCCACGACCAGGACAUUAAGCUUUCUUCCCAGCUGAAGCGUUCGGGACUUUAGCCAGAAAGCGGAGGAGGCACCCAUUCCGCCGCCCCCGAUUAUCAGGACAUCGCAGCUCUGGGGGAGGACAUCGCCUUGCGCCUUGCCACUCAGACUGCGAAGCUGACGCAGUGCAGCCGAUCGCAGAACUCGUCGCAGACCCAGCAUUUUUCACACUAACCGACUGGCUACACAUUCGUGCGUUGAUAAGCGCCACUGAAACCGCAGAUUAGAUUUGUCCAGCAUUCCAAUGACAUAAUUUUGUAUGGGUUUAACAGGUAUAGUCCCUAAUUUGUUCAAGCCAUCGUAUGAAAACGAAGACAAAGAUGUUGUCUAUCCCCGAAAUGCCUUUACUGUGCCCACUUCUCUGAUUCAUCGGUAAAUUUUCCAAAUUUAAAUACCAACGCACAGCGUGUGGGUAAACGGAAAAAUACAAACUCGCAAACUCACGAGCAGCAGAGAAGCCACUUGGAGAAUCAAUCAAAGAUGGAUAGCACUGAGUUUCGAAAACGUGGCAUGGAAAUGGUAGAGUACAUCUGCAACUAUCUGGAGACGCUGAACGAGCGCCGAGUUACUCCCAGCGUAGAGCCGGGCUACCUGCGGCAUCUGUUGCCAACCGAGGCCCCACAGGAGCCGGAGGACUGGGACCAGAUCAUGAGCGACGUGGAGGACAAGAUCAUGCCCGGCGUGACGCACUGGCAGCAUCCGCGCUUCCACGCCUACUUUCCGGCGGGCAACUCGUUUCCCUCGAUCCUGGGCGACAUGCUGGGCGACGGCAUUGGGUGCAUCGGGUUCUCCUGGGCGGCCAGUCCCGCCUGCACCGAACUGGAGACGAUCGUGCUCGACUGGCUGGGCAAGGCCAUCGGUCUGCCGGAUCACUUUCUGGCCCUCAAGGAGGGCAGCACCGGUGGGGGAGUCAUUCAGACCUCCGCCUCGGAGUGCGUGCUGGUCACGAUGCUGGCUGCCAGGGCGCAGGCCCUGAAGAGGCUCAAGGCGCAGCACCCGUUCGUGGAGGAGGGUCACCUGCUGUCCAAGCUGAUGGCCUAUUGCUCCAAGGAGGCGCACAGCUGCGUGGAGAAGGCGGCGAUGAUCUGCUUCGUGAAGCUGCGCAUCCUGGAGCCCGACGAGAACGCCAGCCUGCGCGGCCAGACGAUCUACGAGGCCAUGGAGGAGGACGAGCUGCAAGGACUGGUGCCGUUCUUCGUCUCCACCACGCUGGGCACCACGGGCUCGUGUGCGUUUGACAACCUGCCGGAGAUCGGCAAGCAGCUGCAGCGGUUCCCGGGCGUUUGGCUGCAUGUGGACGCCGCCUACGCGGGCAACAGCUUCAUCUGCCCCGAGCUGAAGCCCCUCCUGAAGGGCAUCGAAUUCGCCGACUCAUUCAACACGAACCCCAACAAAUGGCUGCUGACCAACUUCGACUGCUCGACGCUGUGGGUGCGGGACCGCAUCCGCCUGACAUCAGCCCUGGUGGUGGAUCCGCUGUACCUGAAGCACGGCUACUCGGACGCGGCCAUCGACUAUCGUCAUUGGGGAGUUCCACUCAGCCGGCGAUUUCGUUCGCUGAAGCUGUGGUUCGUGCUGCGAUCUUAUGGGAUUUCCGGGCUGCAGCAUUACAUACGUCACCAUAUCAAACUGGCCAAGCGAUUCGAAGAGCUCGUGCUCAAAGAUAAACGCUUUGAGAUCUGUAACCAAGUCAAGCUGGGUCUGGUUUGCUUCCGGCUGAAGGGCAGCGACAAGCUAAACGAAAAGCUACUUAGUAUAAUCAACGAGUCCGGAAAACUGCACAUGGUGCCGGCCAGCGUGGGAGACCGCUACAUCAUCCGGUUCUGCGCCGUGGCCCAGAAUGCGACCGCCGAGGACAUCGACUACGCUUGGGACAUCAUCGUGGACUUUGCCAACGAGCUGCUGGAGAAGGAGCAGCACGACGAGCUCUCCGAGAUCAUGAACCGCAAGAAGCAGGACACGCUGGCCCAGAAGCGCUCCUUCUUUGUGCGCAUGGUCAGCGACCCGAAGAUAUACAACCCGGCCAUUAACAAGGCCGGCACCCCCAAGCUCUCCAUGGAGUUGCCAUCGCCGGUGGUGAGCCGCGGCAGUGCCCCCAUCAUCCGGACCCAGAGCUCGGUGGACCACAACUCGUGGAUAUCCUGGCCGCUGGCCUUCCUCUUCAACAGCAACAACGAGGAGAAAGGCAGCAAUGUCUCAUUGCGCUUUCGCCAUCUGGACACCCACGUGCGGGCCUCGUCGUCACGACGUAAUUCCGGAGCCGGAUCCUCCCCCUCGCCGGAAAACGAGUUGGACAACGUGAAUGGCCAGCAGCAGCAACUGGAACUGCGAUCGCCUCGCCGAUCGCCCAUGGUUGUGCGCAAGUCAUCGGCCACACGGGACAAUCUCAACUAAUUAUAUCCACUCAGUUUAUGGAAAACACAUAUAUAAUACAGUAUUAGCGCUUCCCUAAGCAAGGCGCCUAGUUGAAUUCUAGACCAAUCUACAACGCGGUGGGACACCAAAGUCAAGGCUUCUCACGACCUCCCUUAUAAUACUUGUACUCUAAGUUCCGUGGUAGCCAAUCGAUCAAAUUACUUUCUUGUUUACGAAAUGCAAUAAAUAUUAUUU
Messenger RNA from Drosophila elegans, 2777 nucleotides. It is a transcript of the gene Tdc2, whose product is annotated as tyrosine decarboxylase. Bases 648 to 2561 code for a protein of 637 amino acids. NCBI's taxonomy places the organism in Eukaryota, Metazoa, Arthropoda, Insecta, Diptera, Drosophilidae. The transcript has 10 exons. The record is from RefSeq and is a predicted model, not a curated record. Gene Ontology annotation, biological process: amino acid metabolic process. Gene Ontology annotation, molecular function: carboxy-lyase activity; pyridoxal phosphate binding.